AUGAGUACUUAAAGUGAACAGAAUUCUCAAAAUUUACAACAAUCCGAUUCUAAUAUGAACGAAGAAACCAAAUCAUAUUUGGAGGAGAAUCAUAAACAGUCAAAUUAUCAAAGCCAGGACAGAAUGGAAAUGGAUCAAUCCUCAAAUCAUAACUCUCAACAAUAACUCGACAGUAGCAAUCACUAGAGUUAGAAUUCAGAAUUGAAUCAGGAGAGUGCCGAUAGUGUAAACUCCUUGCCAUAUGAAAAGAAGGACAAUGGAGGUGCCGAUUUGAAGGUAAUCGAGAGUAAAACCAUUUGCUACUGUAGUAACUUUGAUUUAAACAUUAACGAAUGGUUUAAUGAGUACGAAAAUAUUGAGAUCUUCAAAAUCAAUAUGAAAAAAAACCUUGGUGCCACAUGGCUAAAAUAUUUCAAUGAAGCCAUAGAGUUUCCUGCUACUUCAGUAAAGAAAGUAAAGGAAGAUCAUUUUUUCACUAGAAUAUUUAACUUCUAUCUGAUAAACUAUUAUUCUCCCGCUAAUGCUUCUGCAUUUAAAAUGACCCGAAAUUACAAACUCAGAGAUAAGAAUUUGUUCAAAUCUUUGAUCCAUACUUUUUACUUCGUAUCUUUGAAGGAGUAUGAGAACAUACUCAAAAAAAUCGAAAGUGACUAGAAAUACUAAAUUUAGCUUACAGAAAAGGCCCUAGCUCAAUAUGACGAACAGUAAAGAAGAGAAGCCCUUAACUAAAGGGAGUAGCUUCUUCAGCAAUAGAGGCAAUCGUUGCAUGAUAAAAACAAAAAAGCCAACGGUGAGGGUCAAUCCAGCACCUAGUCUUCCAUUUUCGGGAACAAUUUUCCCGGUUUUUCUAUUAUCAAGGACAGAGUUAUCAAGCCACUCUUAAUAGCUACUGAGAAGGUAGUAGAAUACUAUUUCCCUGAAGAAAAAAAGGAAAGCUCAAGAAAAGAUUCUAAUUAAAGCUCUGGAAAUUAGACAACACUAAAAAAUCAGCAAAGAUCUUCUGCAGGUGGUACAACGAAAACUACAUUCGAUGAUUCGAUGUCUGAGGAAUCCAAUGAUAUCUCAAGGAUUAAGAGAAAAAUGAAGAAGCUAGACAUCAAUAGUGUUGAUGAUGCUAUUAGCACCAGACUAAAACUUGAAUCUCCUAAGAGUUAAAGAACAUUAAAGAAGAGAAGAUUCAGGUAGCUUGAGAGGCACAACUUUGACAGUGAACUCGAUCCAUUCGAACACUUUGAUAGUGCCAGUAAAUCUUCAACUAAGGGAAAGAACGAUAGGAAAGUUAUGAAGCUUAAUGAGAAAAUGUUGAGAAAAGCGAGUGCUACUGUUGAUCUUAUCAGUUAGAAAGUAAAAUCCAAAAACAUGAUUCAGGAAUCUGUAUCUGCUACAUUUGUAACCAACGUUAUCGAGUUGACUAAUGAUGCCCUGGAAAAGAUUUCUCAAAACGAGAAAGCUUUGCUCAUUAACGAGGCUGAUCUUGAUUAAACUUAUAAUGUCAACUUGAGAUUCAUUAAGCCAAGUCAUAAUUUCUACAAUGAAGUUAUGAGCAAUUGGUUCAAGUAUUUGUAUAUUAUAGAGGAGUAAAGAGAGAACUUACCCCAAAAUUAAUAAUGGAAUGCAAGUGAGCUAGUGAAAGGAUUCAUCGGGUUCAGUAUAUAGCUAAUGAAAAACAGCGGUUCUUGGUAAGAGCAAGUAAUAAGGCCUCUAGAGUACUAUGCUCAUAUCAUCAUUAAAGAAUUCUGUCUGCUCAAGAAUCAUUCCUCAGAGAGUCAAGAAGAUGGCUCCACAUCCAACAUAUCUAUGUGUUCCUUCUUUGAUAACGUGAAAAGUAAUCUCCUAAAGAGAUGGGAAAAAGAUAUCAUUCAAAAGAGUAGUAAGUUCCAGAAUGGGAAACAAACUAUGCAAUGA
Molecule: messenger RNA, 1905 nt
Organism: Stylonychia lemnae
Lineage: Eukaryota; Ciliophora; Spirotrichea; Sporadotrichida; Oxytrichidae
Source: the annotation of a GenBank genome assembly